AUGGCUCCUCAUGGUCGACCCCCGCCAGCAUACACGGCUCCUAAAGACUCGACCGUCCACGGCACUACCCCUAUUUACAAGUCUAUCUCAAAGACGGCCGCUGAUGCCUCGCAGCGCGUCCUGGAGACAUCGUUCACCAUCCGCCCUUGUUCCGGACAGGCCUGGGUCGUCCCAGCCGGACAUAUCUGCCGUCUCACCACCCCCAAAGGUCCACAGGUCGGGGACCUGAACAUCUGGAACGCGCAGAACCCUCGAGAGCGUCUCUGGGCUGCCCGCACGCGUCAAAUCCAUGCGUCUCACGUGUCUGUCGGUGAUCGUCUCUGGUCCAACCUGCCAUACCUGCGCCCACUUGUGACAAUAACGGGGGAUUCGCUGGCCGGCGGUCAGCUGCAUGAGCUGGUUGAUGACAACGGCGUGCGGAAAGCAACCUUCGGAACCACCCAGUUUGGAGGACGGUGUCAUGACCUCCUGGGCACGCGGUGCGAUCCCUACGUCAAUCUGCUCAUGGGUGGAGAAUCGUUCGAUUAUCACUGUCAUUCCAAUCUGACUCGCGCGGUGGUGCCCCAUGGACUUACCGAGCUGGAUGUGCACGACGUCCUGAAUGUCUUCCAGGUUACUGGGCUCGAUGAGGAGGGGAAGUAUUUCAUGGAGACCUCUCCGGCUAGGCCGGGCGAGUACUUUGAGUUCUUUGCCGAAGUUGACGUCCUUUGUGCGCUUUCAGCCUGUCCUGGUGGUAUGUGUCUUGCAGUUCCGACGAGAUUUGACAAAUACUGA
This is a messenger RNA of Aspergillus melleus, 774 nucleotides long. Its product is annotated as urea carboxylase-associated family protein. The record is from RefSeq and is a predicted model, not a curated record. The coding region runs from base 1 to 774 and encodes 257 amino acids. NCBI's taxonomy places the organism in Eukaryota, Fungi, Ascomycota, Eurotiomycetes, Eurotiales, Aspergillaceae. The transcript has a single exon.